AUGGUAAUUAAAAAACGGAAUGAAGUAAAUUGCUUCAAUCCUCGUGAUUAUCAAGUCGAACUAUUAGACAAAGCAUGUAAGCGCAAUAUCAUUGUUCAACUUGGAACUGGCUCCGGUAAAACCUUCAUCGCCGUUCUUUUACUGAAAGAGUUUGGUGUUCAAAUCUACACACCAUUAGAAGAUGGAGGAAAACGUGCAUUCUUUAUUGUCGAAAAAGUAAAUUUGGUUGAGCAACAAGCAGUUCACAUUGAAAGACACACGAAAUUCAAAGUUGGACGAGUUCAUGGUCAAAUGAAUUGUGAAAUAUCACAAAACAAAGAAAGUUGUGAUAAAUUCAUCAAAGAUCAUCACGUAAGUCCUCUGAUAAUCCGAAUAAUCCACUGAUGUUUUUUUUGAAAUUCAGGUAAUCGUUAUAACCGCACAAUGCCUCCUCGAUCUCAUAAAUCAUGCAUUCAUUCAAUUGAAAAUCGCAUGUGUUCUGAUUUUCGAUGAAUGUCAUCAUUCUCUCGGAUCAAAACAUCCAUAUCGUCUGAUUAUGUCGGCUUAUAAAGAGUUGAAGCAAAGUGAGCAUUAAACUUCCAAAAGUCUUCGAAAAUUCAUUUUUUUUGCAGAAGAUGGCACAGCUGCUCGAGUUCUUGGCCUAACUGCAAGUUUGAUCAAAGAGAAAACUCCGCCAGCUCAAUUGGAAGAGAAAUUGAAUAAGUUGGAGGCAAUUAUGGAAUGUUCAAUUGAGACAGCAAGUGAUCUUGUCUCGGUGAGCAGAUUUUUAAUUAAAAUUUGACCUAUUUUCCACUUCCAGCUCUCAAAAUUCGGUGCAAAACCAUAUGAAGUUGUAGCGAUUUGUCAAAACUUCGAUAUCCGAAAUCUAAAUUGUCGUCAAAUGGUUGAGCGAAUAAUCGGAAUCUUCGACAAUGUUCGUCAAUUCAUCGAUACAACAUCAGAAAUCAAUCCAGAUCUCGAUCUCGAUCCUCGUCGACCAAUUCGUGAUAGCAUCAAAACAACAUUAGCUGUAUUGCGACAAUUGGGACCAUGGGCUGCUUGGAAAUUAUCACAGAUUUGGUAUCGAGAAUUGAAUAAAUUGAUGAAAACACAAAUGUUGCCAGAGAAAGCGAAAUUGUUUUUGAAUUUAGCGAAAACUGCGAUGGAAACUGUCAAACGAAUUUUGGAGCCAGAAAUGAAGAAUAUCAAAAGUUUAAAUCAACUCAAACCAUUUAUUCCACAUCGGCUAAUUCGAUUGUUAGAAACAUUGGAAAUGUUCUCCCCUGAAUUUCAAGAAAAACGCAUGAGAUUAGAAAAACCCGAACAUCUCUCAGCAAUUGUUUUCGUUGAUCAAAGAUAUGUUGCAUGUGCUCUUCAAAUGCUCAUUCGUCAAAUUCGCAAUUGGGAACCAGCAUUUUCAUUCUUAAAAUCAGAUUAUGUUGUUGGAGCAAGUGGUAAUAAUUUGGUAUCAAAUGAUAAUCAAGGAUUACACAAAAGACAAACUGAAGUUCUUCGGAAAUUUCAUAAAAAUGAUAUCAAUGUUCUAAUCGCGACUUCGGUUUUGGAAGAAGGUGUUGAUGUCAAACAAUGUAAUGUUGUUGUGAAAUUUGAUCGACCAUCCGAUAUGCGAUCUUAUGUUCAAUCGAAGGGAAGAGCGAGAAAACCAGGUGCACGAUAUUUGAUUUUUGUGGAAGAAGCUGAUAGUGAUCAAUGCAAUAAUGAUUUGAGGGAUUUUAAAUUGAUUGAAAAGGUGAGUUGGGAAUUUUGAAAAUGAACUCAUAACUAAACCUCAAGACAAAGUUUUUUGAAUCGGACUUCAUUUUGAGGAUUUUUUAAUCCAAUUUUUUCGAUAGAAAUCGAAACAGAUUCGAUUUUUUCGAAAAACUUCUGAACCGCAUCUUUUUUUAAACAUUUUCAGAACUGUUUUCACAUUUUUCAUCUCCCAAAUUAUCAAAAUUUUCCAAAAAAGUGGUCAGAUUCAGAAAAGAUAUCAGGCUCGAUAAAAAAUUUGUCAUCCCAAAAAUCCCAAGGAAUUUUUGCUUGUAAAGUUUAGGCACAAAAUUUUCCAUUUUUUUCGAAUUUACAUUGAGCCUUCAAAUAUUGUGAAAUAGGUUUUUUAAAAAGCUUUUCGAUUGAAAAUUCCUUCAAAGUUUCUAGUAACUAGACUCUAGUUUUAACCCCACCCUCCUUCCGAUUUUGAUCCCUAGACUUCUCCUCUUCUUCCAGCUUCUAUUGAAUCGUUAUCGAACAGUCCACAAUCCAGUCGAUGAUGAAAUUGGUUUGAAUUUGGAAAAUAUUGAUGAACUUGUCAGCCCUUAUAUCGUCGAAUCAACCGGUGCAAUUGUCCGUUUAUCAAACGCAAUUCAACUUGUCAAUCGAUAUUGCGGCAAGCUUCCAUCCGAUAUUUUCACUCGCCUCGUUCCACACAAUAAAAUCAUUCCAAUAACUGAAGAUGGAGUAACAAAAUAUUGUGCAGAACUCCUUCUCCCAAUCAAUUCUCCAAUCAAAAAUGCGAUUAAAUUAGUGAAACCGAUGCCAAAUAAGAAAAGUGCACAAAUGGCGGUUGCUUUAGAAGCUUGUCGACAAUUGCAUCAGAAAGGAGAAUUGGAUGAUAAUUUAUUGCCAAAAGGAAGAGAAUCAAUUGCGAAAUUGUUGGAGCAUAUUGAUGAUGAACCGGAUGAAUAUGCACCUGGAAUAUCGGCAAAAGUUGGAUCGGCUAAACGAAAACAAUUAUAUGACAAAAAAGUGGCGAGAAGUCUUCAUGAAUGUCUCAUCGAACCUAAUAAAACAUGUUAUAUUUAUGUGUUGGAUUUGGAAAGAGUUCGCGAACCCGAAUUGUAUACAAAUCCAAAGCGUCGCAAAUUUGUUGACCCAAAUCAAUAUGAAUAUUGUUUUGGAUUCUUGUCAUCACGGAAAAUCCCAAAAGUUCCACCAUUUCCGGUUUAUUUGAGACAAGGAGAUAUGAGAGUUCGAUUGAUUUUGUCGGAUACGGAAAUUAUUGUGAAUAACCAGGAUUUUGAGCAAAUUAAACUGUUUCAUGAUUAUUUAUUCACACAAGUUCUUCAAUUGUGCAAAUCUGACAAUUUGAUGUUUGACACGUCGACAAAUACACCAAUUAAUACAUUGAUUGUUCCAUUGAACAAAAGUGAGUGAUUUUUUUUUCUUUAGAAAAAUUCUUCACAAAAAUCAAUUUUUUUCAGAUCCAAAAGCUACAGCUGGUGGCAUUUACUCUAUAAAUAUGAAAUAUGUUUCACAAGUCGUUGCAAAUAUGCGAAAAAUGCCACGUGUACCAGACGAAGAAACACGAAAACAAUACAAAUUCAACCCAGAUGACUACAAGGAUGCAAUAGUUAUGCCGUGGUAUCGAAAUGUUGAAAGACCCGCGUUUUAUUAUGUUGCUGAAUUAUUGCCAGAAAUGUCACCAAGUUCGCAAUUUCCCGAUGAUCAUUAUACAACUUUUAAUGAGUAUUUCAUCAAGAAAUAUGAUAUUCAGAUUUAUGAUCAGAAUCAAUCGUUGUUGGAUGUGGAUUAUACGUCACAGUGAGUUUUGAAUGAAAUGUUGCUGGGCAGCUGAUUUUUGUUCCCAGAAAGUUUUGCCCAUUUGAAAAAAAUUCUGGGCUUCAAAUAUUAAAACUGGAUUAGGACAUUUGAAUUUUGACAUGAGCAAUCCAACCCCAAAAAUUAAAAAAAAGUUCAAGUUUCCCGCCAAAUUUUCUAAAAUUCCACCUCGAAAAUUGCAUUUUUGUUUAAUAUGAGCAAUCCCCAAAAACUAGUUUCCCGCCGAAUUUUUUUUUCAAACUUCCACGUGGAUUUAUUUUUUGUUUAACAUGAGCAAUCCCCAAAAACUCGAGUUUCCCGCCUAAUUUUUUAAAACUUCCACGUGGAUUGUUUUUGAUUAACAUGGGCAAUCCCCAAAAAUCAAGUUUCCCGCCGAAUUUCUCGAAGUUCCACGUGGAUUUAUUUUUUGUUUAACAUGAGCAAUUCUCAAAAACUAGUUUCCCGCCGAAUUUUUUUAAACUUCCACGUGGAUUUUUUUUUGAUUAACAUGAGCAAUCACCAAAAAUCAAAUUUUGUGCCGAAUUGUUUUGUAAACUUCCACGUGAAUUUUUUGUUUAACAUGAGCAAUACCCAAAAACCAAGUUUCCCGCCGAAUUUUUUGUAAAUUUCCACGUGGAUUUUUUUUUGUUUAACAUGAGCAAUCCCGAAAAAUCACGUUUCGCGUAAAAAUGUUCAAAAUUCCACGUGGAUUGUUUUUGAUUACCAUGAGCAAUCCACAAAAAUCAAGUUUCGCGUAAAAAUGUUCAAAAUUCCACGUGGAUUAUUUUUGAUUAACAUGAACAAUCCUCUCAUAGACUUUUCUCAUAUAAUUUCAUAUUCCUUCUCAAUUUCAGCCGGUUGAAUCUUCUUCUGCCUCGCCAUCAAAGAUCAAAUCGUCGAUCAACAACAUCGGAAGCAUGCGAAUCACAAGAAUCAGUCAUAUCACCAGCCUCUUCUCCAGCACCCGGUGAAAAACCAUCGCACAAUACACAACGACAAAUAUUUGUUCCCGAAUUAAUGGAUAUUCACCCGAUUUCGGCCACACUUUGGAAUGUUAUCGCCGCGUUGCCAAGUGUCUUUUAUCGAUUGAAUCAAUUGCUAUUGACUGAUGAAUUGAGACAAACUAUUUUGAUUAAUGCGUUUGGAAAAGAUAAGGUAAGUUGUUAGGGUUAUUAAAUGAAAAAUUCGCUAUUUCAGGCAACUGUGGAAGUGACUGAUAAUCUUGAAUGGCCACCUUUAUCAUAUCCUUCAACUUAUGAAGAAAAACAAUCUGUUGUUGUGAGCAAAUUGCAACAAUUAAAGGAAUUGAAUAAGAAAACGCAAAGUAAAGAGAAUAAUGAAACUGAAGAUGAUGGGGUGAGUUGUUCUACUAGAAAUACAUUUCAACAAAAAUCUUUUUAGAAAUUCAAAAUCGGAGUUUGGGAUCCAGAAGAUGCGAUUCGAUGUGGUUUGGAUGUUUCUUUGCCAAAUAAUGAUACUAAUCGAAUGAAUUAUGAUGGAGACGAUGAUACGAUUGGAUUGAUGUCGGGACUACACGAUGGAAAUAUUUCGGAUGAAGAUGAAGCCGAUUUGGGGCCGUUUGUUAUGCAUGACUAUAAGCAGAGGCUGACGUCACAAUUGCAACUUCAACCGAGUGAUGAAUUGUGGGCACCGAGAGAGGGAAUUGUUGCGAGUGGAUGGGGUGAUUUGGAUGAUGACGGGGAUGUUGAUGAACAUUCGUCGAGAUUUGUGAGUUUAAUUGUUAAGAAUCAGCGCCUAGUGAACUUGGUUCUCAAGGAGCCACGCCUGAUGAGCUGAAUUGCCUAGAACCCGCUUCUGGAAAUCCAGUCUGGCAAGGAACCGCCUCUUGCGAACUUCUGUCUCAAGUAAUCGAGCCUUGAAAUCCUAGGUUUCAAGUAGUCGACCCUAGAAAAUUCAAUUGUCAAGGAUCUGCGCCUAGAAAUCCUAGUCCUCAAGUAGCCGCGCCUAGACAGCCUAAUUGCCUAGGUCUGGCGCCUAGAGAAGCACUUUGUCUAGGUACGGCGCCUUGAAGGCUUCUGGCUCAAGUAGUCAAACCUAGAAAUCAAAGUUCUCAAGUAGCAGCGCCUAGAAACUUCGCUUGUCAAGAACCAGCGCCUAAAGAGCCUAGUUCUCGAGUAGCCGCGCCUUGAGAGCUUCUGUCCCAACUUUUGUCUCUAGAAAUCAAAGCUCAAGUAGCCGCGCCUUGAAAAUUCAAUUGUCAAGAACCCGCUUCUAGAAAUCCACUCUGGCAAGGCACCGCCCCUUGAGAGCUUCUGCCCCAAGUAGUCGACACCUAGAUAUCCUAGCUGUUAAGUAGUCGCGUCUUGGUCAAGGAUCAACGCCUACAGAGCCUAGUUCCCAUGUAGCAGCGUCUAGAGGGUAUAAUUUUUGAAGCCUUCAAAAAGUUGCUCAUAUUUUUUUUCACAGGAAAUAAUUGCUGAUGGACAAACGACUGGAUUCGAUUUGAAAUCAUUGAUGGAAGAUGUUGGAAGACAUGUAAAUGUUGCACCAACUGUUGCCCCGGAAAUCAUAAAAUCAGAAAAAGAAAUUGAAGAGGAAUUGAAAAAGAGAGAAAGAAUCAAAUUGUUGGUGAAAGCUCAAGAAAAAUUGGAAACUUUAGAUGUUUCGGAUGCGAGAGAAUGUAAUCGAAAACCAGAGGAAAUUAUUGAUUUGGAUGAAUUUGAUGAUAAUGAAGAAGUUGAGAAUCGCAAACAAAUGAGCGCGGAUGAUGAAAUUAAAGAAUUGAUGAAUGGAGAGGAAUUGAAGAAUAGGCAAGAUGCAGAAAUGAAGAAGAUUGAUUGUGGAAAUCGAAAUAUGAGCAAUGUUUUGGUGAAAUUGGAAACACAACCAACGUUUUCAUUCAAAAAAGAGUCGCCAACAAUGCAUGGAUUAAGAGCAAAUAUCAGUGAUAUUUCACAUUUGGAUAAUGAAAUUGGAUAUGGAGUAUCACCGUGUUUAUUAUUAACUGCAUUAACAACAUCGAAUGCAAGUGAUGGUAUGAGUUUGGAGAGAUUUGAAACAAUUGGAGACUCGUUUUUGAAAUUUGCGGUCACUGAUUUCCUUUAUCAUAAACACGAGGAACAACACGAGGGGAAAUUGUCAUUUGCGAGAUCGAAAGAGGUUUCGAAUUGUAAUUUGUAUCGAUUGGGAAAGAAAUUAGGAAUUCCACAAUUGAUUAUUGCAUCCAAGUUUGAUGCGCAAGAUUCAUGGCUUCCACCUUGGUAAGUUCAAAAUUUUUUUUAUUUGAAAUUCUAUUUCAAAAAAAAAAAUUUGUAGCUACGUUACUACUGUGGAUUUCAAAGCGCCGAAUACAGAUGAUGCUGAAGAACGAGAUAUUGAAAUGGAGAAAAUAUUGGAGGGACAAGUUGUUGAGCAAAAGGUGGGAUUUUUGAAAGAGGGGCUCAACUCCUAACAUGAGUUAUGACGUGGCAAAAAUCAGAAAUUUCAAAAAAUCGUAACUUUGCGGUCUCUAUUUGACUUCCCAGACAUCUUCAUCAAAAACGAAGCACGUGGCGUUUUUUAGCAUGAUUUACACAAAUUCAGAAGUAUAUCUGAACUUGGAAAGAUUUUUACAAGAAAAAAAUCCACAUUCCAAUUUUCAGGUUGAGAAACCGACGGGUUGGGACGAAGGAGGUGAAGUAUCAAAAACAACAUCAGAUGGAAUCGAAACGAUAACUUUCCCCAAACAAAAAGGAGCUGUAAACGAAGAUAUCUCACCGUUACCCUAUAAUCUUCUCACACAACAAAAUAUUUCGGAUAAAUCGAUUGCCGAUGCAAUGGAAGCCCUAAUCGGUGUUCAUUUAUUGACCCUUGGCCCAAAUCCAACAUUAAAAGUGAUGUCUUGGAUGGGUUUGAAAGUUGUGGCGAAUACAUCGAAUGUUGAUGAACAAAUUGAACGUGAUCCACUUCUCCGAUUUAUUGAUACACCAACUGAUAAAAAUGCAUCAAUUCGAGCACUUGAUAAUAUUUGGCAACAAUUUCAAUUCGUUCAACUUGAAGAGAAGAUUCGAUAUCGAUUCAAGAAUCGAGCAUAUUUGGUUCAAGCAUUUACACAUGCAAGUUAUAUCAAUAAUCGGGUAACUGGUUGUUAUCAAAGAUUGGAAUUCUUGGGAGAUGCGGUUUUGGAUUAUAUGAUAACUCGUUAUUUAUUUGAAGAUGUUCGACAAUAUAGUCCGGGAGUUUUGACAGAUUUGCGAAGUGCUCUUGUAAAUAACACGAUUUUUGCGUCGCUUGCUGUGAAAUUUGAUUUUCAAAAACAUUUUAUUGCAAUGUGUCCUGGUUUACAUCAUAUGAUUGAGAAGUUUGUGAAAUUGUGCUCGGAGAGGAAUUUUGACACGAAUUUCAAUGCUGAGGUAAUUUUCAUUAUCAUUUUUUGAAAAAUAUAUUUUUUCUAAUAGUUUCAGACCCGCUCUGUUGUUUGAAAUUGAAAAAAAACUCAACUCUUAAUGUGAGUUAUGACGUGGCAAAGUUUCAUAAUUUUGAAAAAUUGGGACUUCCGGAGCUGAAAACUAGGUUCAAAUAAUAAUUUUUAAAAUUGUGUAAGCAAAAAAAAAUUUAGAUUUCAAGAAAAUCAUUUUUUUUUGCCACGUCAUGACUCAUAUUUGAGGUUGAGUUUUGCAAUUUUAGACAUUGGGAAAUUCAUCAACAUAUCUGAAACUACUAGAAAUAAUUUAUUCUCGAGCAAACCUCACCCAAGAACCUGGAGAAGUGGGUAAAAAAUUACCCACCUGGGUUUAUUUACAAAAAUUGCCCACCUAGUAAAAAAAUUUUGCCCACCUGAGGCUCGCCUUAAAGACCCUGAAAAAUUUUGCCCACCUAGGUUUUUCGAGAAAAAAAAUUGCCCACCUGGAAUUCCAGGUCUUGGGUGAGGUUUGAUUCUCGAGUAAAUUUUGAAACAUUUUUUUUCUUGUAAAAAUAUUUUUACAAAAAUUCAGCCCAAGCUUACUAGAAUUAUGAGAAAUUUUUAAGUUUCUGAGAUUUGAAAAAAAUUUCAUUUUCAAAAUCCCCUAAAAAUAUACGUUUCAAAAAAUUGUGAAAUUACAAAAAAUUUAUGGAAAAAUGAUAUUUCAUAAAAAUAUUUAUAAAAUCGUUUUGCAUUCAUGUUGUAAUCAAUUCUUCUUUAUGAUUACACAGAGAGAAUAUUUUUCAUUAAAUAGCCAGCCAGAAAUGAUGAAAUAUUUAUGAUUCGAUCCUUUUGGAAAAAUAUUUUUUAUGGGAAUUUUCUGGAAAAAAUGUUUUUUAUACAUAUUUUGUUAAAAAUCUAAAAUUAACUAUUUAUUUUGCAGAUGUACAUGGUAACAACAGAAGAAGAAAUCGAUGAAGGACAAGAAGAAGAUAUCGAAGUUCCAAAAGCAAUGGGUGAUAUAUUCGAAUCACUUGCUGGCUCAAUUUAUCUUGAUUGUGGAAGAAAUUUGGAUGUCACAUGGACGGUUAUUUUUGGAUUAAUGAAAACGACAAUUGAAGAAUGUUGUGCAAAUCCGCCAAGAUCACCGAUUCGAGAAUUGAUGGAGUGGGAAUCGAGUAAAGCGAGAUUCAGGUUGGUUUUCAUUCUAUUUCAAAAAAAAAUAAUAAUUCUUUGCUCUAUAAUGUUAUUGAAAUGAUGUUGAUCUUGGGUUUUAAUUUGAAUAUUCGCUUGACUUCAUUUCGUAAUUGUCUGCAAUUUUAUCUUAUCUUUUCUUAAUUUUUCAAAUCUAUCUAAUUACUCACCUAUUAAUAAUUAGUAAAACAAUCGGUGAUACAUAACUACAACAAAUCCACAAGACAUUAAUAAACGCUUGUAUUUUAAUAUCACUCAUAUUAAACCAAUCUUCUCCCUUAUGCCAUAAGGUUAUUAUUAAAGUCAUGUAUGAGGUUACAAAGGUGCAUUGUAUCAUAAUUGAUAAUUCAUUUUUUCUUCGAAAAUGUUGGGUUUCCCUCCUUCUUUUAUAUAUUAUAAAAAUCAAUAUAAUAUAAAAUAAAUAUGAAAUAAUAAGGCAAGAAAGGCUAACAAAUAAUUCUGCGUUUUGGAAAAAUAAAGAAUAUUGAACUGAGUUAUCAUAACUCCAAGAUGGAGCAUAGAAUGUGAUAUUUUGACUGAUAGAUCCGCUCAAAAAAAUGAAAAAUAACCAGGAAAAAGUUAUUAAUAGGGUUAAUCUCAAGUAGCGAAUCAUUUUUAUAGAAUUUAUUCGAUUUGUGAAAAUUAACACUCGAAAAAUUGAUAAAAUAGCCAUAGUUGGAAAUUGGGCAAUCCACAAAGUAUUCAUAAAACAACCAAUAACCCGUAUAAAAUGAUCAUAAGAUAUUUGAAUAUUUGGAAAGAUUAAUAUUGGACUUGUUAGAAAAUGACCGAUUCCUUGACCAACUUCGAAAAUAUGCAUCAAAAACAUUAAUUUAUAGGAGGUGUUCGAUUUUCGCUUAUUUUUUGAGAAAAUUGCGGGCAUUGUUAGAAUAUGUAGGGGGAAAAUGCAGAAAGAUGUGAAAAAAUAUAGAAAACCGAUGUGAAUCAAGGUUGAAUUUGAAUUUAUUUCAAAAAUUGAUGAGUUCAUUUUUGUUUUAAAAAUAAAGCAGUGAUUAAUUAAUUUGAUCUUUAAAUAUUCAAAUUUUAUUCAAAAUCGUAUUUUAUAAUUAAUGCGUCAAAUACUCUGAAAAAGACAAAAUCAUAUGAUUUUUUUCAGCAAAAUGGAAAGAAUUCUCGAGACUGGAAAAGUGCGUGUGACUGUUGAUGUUGGAAAUAAUAUGAGAUUUACUGGAAUGGGACGAAAUUAUCGAAUCGCAAAAUCGACGGCCGCGAAAAGAGCACUCAAAUAUUUGCAUGCUGUUGAAAAUCAACGAAAAACAUCGGAAGCUUGA
This is a messenger RNA of Caenorhabditis angaria, 10344 nucleotides long. NCBI's taxonomy places the organism in Eukaryota, Metazoa, Nematoda, Chromadorea, Rhabditida, Rhabditidae. The record is from the annotation of a GenBank genome assembly.